GGACGAGGGUAUAUGACGUCAGCAUCCUAGCAACGGAAAAGAAGGCGCAGAAAGACUGAAGCAAGCUAAUUGCUAAGCGCUUCGUUCGCAAUGUAAACAUGUUACUCGUUUUGAUAUUGCGCUCUUAUACAGCCGGCUCUUGGUUCAUGGUGAAUACAAGUCUUAUUUACAAGGUGAGUGACGUGUGUCGAGACUAAAACGAGUUUAACACGCUCGCUCGAAGCGCUAGCAUUAGCGGCAGUUGACGGUUUUUGGAAUUUUUGGGAUAUGUAUUCUUCGUUUGGGUCUUCCCGUGACAUGGACGGACACCUAAAUCACAGGACUGAGUGAUGCUUAGCAUUGUCAAUGGCCACUAAUGUUACAUCAGACAGGACUUCGCUCACAAUGUAGUUCGGGUAACGGUCGCCACAACACACAACGGGGCUGACGAGUGGCGGAACUCCUGAUGACCACUUGACUGCAGACCCGCACUUGGCCCGACAUGUUUAGCCUGAUGGCCAAUUGCUGCAACUGGCUGAAACGCUGGCGAGAGCCGGCAAGAAAAGUGACUUUGGUGAUGGUAGGACUGGAUAACGCAGGAAAGACCGCCACAGUACGAGGAAUCCAAGGAGAAAAUCCCCAGGAUGUUGCUCCAACUGUGGGUUUUUCGAAGGUUGACUUGAAGCAAGGAAAAUUUGAGGUCACCAUCUUUGAUCUGGGUGGUGGGAAGAGGAUCCGCGGUAUAUGGAAGAAUUACUACUCGGAGUCACACGGUGUGGUGUUUGUGGUGGACUCCAGCGACGUGCAGCGGAUUCAGGAGACGCGGGAGACCAUGGCAGAGGUUCUGCAGCACCCGCGCAUCGCUGGGAAGCCGGUGCUGGUACUUGCCAACAAACAGGAUCAGGAAGGAGCACUGGCUGAAGCAGACAUCAUUGAGAACCUGUCGUUAGAGAAGCUUGUUAAUGAGAACAAGUGUCUCUGUCAGAUCGAGCCGUGUUCUGCGGUCCUGGGUUACGGCAAGAAGGUUGACAAAUCCAUCAAACGGGGUUUGAGCUGGUUGCUCAACAACAUUGCCAAAGAUUAUGAGGACAUUACUGAACGUGUGCAGAAAGACACUGCAGAACAGCGUGCUCUGGAAGAACAGGAUAAGAAAGAGAGGGCAGAACGAGUCCGGCGGAUAAAAGAAGAGAGAGAACGGCAAGAGAGGGAAGAGGCAGAACGUGAAGGCAGGCAGAUUUGCGAAGAUGAACCUGAUGAAGAAAACAUGCCCAACCCCUUCCAGCCGAUUGAAAAUGUCAUCAGUGAGAGUGGGGAUAAAGAAAAUGCGAGAAGGCAACAGGAGCUGCAGGAGUGCACGAUCAACAGUCUGAAGGCAGACGGCAAGUAUCAGGAGGACAAUCAUGAAGAGAGAGACGAUGCCAGGCAAAUGCCAGAUAAUUCCAGCUCAAGCACAACCACGGAGCAAAGCAAGCAAAAGGUGAGAAAAUUGUACCUGAAGAGGAAGCACCGUGUGGACCCACUGAAGACGGAGGAGGGGCCAGCAGAGAGACCCUCCCCUGCGCCAGUUCCAGUCGGAUGGGCGUCACCUAACGUUUCUAGGCUGCCCAAACUCGAGCCUCUGUGGGACUCAAAAGCCUCUGAGUUUUACAAGAAGCCACUCCCGCCUGUCGCAAAUAAACCACAGCCUAACAGUGACACCCACGAUGUGGUUUUUUAACCUCAUUUGCUGAUUGAGCCCCCCCAAUCACGGCUCUCCCCUUUUGCUUUCUGUCCCAAGCGAGCGGAGUUUAAACCGCACCGCGGCGCUCAGCAGCCCGGGAGCAAGCAGUGCAGCGUAAAAGACGAAGGAGCAACACGGAGACGGAUGCUCUGUUCACACGCCAUAAAGCUGUGCUUUCACAGGCUCAAAGAACACAUACACGUUUACCAGACAAACGUUUUCAUGUACCAUAUGUUUUUACCAUGUUAUUAAACAAAAUGAACACA
Phyllopteryx taeniolatus (common seadragon) is the source of this 1965-nucleotide messenger RNA. RefSeq names its product ADP-ribosylation factor-like 13b (gene arl13b). Gene Ontology annotation, cellular component: motile cilium; non-motile cilium; ciliary membrane. Lineage: Eukaryota; Metazoa; Chordata; Actinopteri; Syngnathiformes; Syngnathidae. The record is from RefSeq and is a predicted model, not a curated record. Gene Ontology annotation, biological process: non-motile cilium assembly; receptor localization to non-motile cilium. Gene Ontology annotation, molecular function: GTPase activity; GTP binding. The transcript is spliced from 10 exons. Bases 482 to 1696 code for a protein of 404 amino acids.